AUGGGUCUCACUCAAGACCAAAUCAACAUCGUCAAGUCGACGGCGCCCGUGCUCAAGGUGCACGGCGAAACCAUUACAACUCUCUUCUAUAAGGAGAUGAUUGACACCCACCCCGAACUCAAGAACAUCUUUAGUCUCCGCAACCAGGCUUCAGGAGAACAGCCCCGGGCACUCGCCCAGUCCGUUCUCGCCUACGCCACAUACAUCGACGAUUUGCCCAAGAUCAAAGCUGCCAUUGAGCGCAUCGCUCACAAGCAUGCUUCACUGUACAUUCGCCCCGAGCACUACGACAUUGUGGGCACCCAUCUCAUGAAGGCAAUCGGGGACGUCUUGGGCGACGCACUUACACCCGAGAUCGCCGAGGCCUGGACGGCAGCCUACGGCCAGCUUGCGCAGGUUUUCAUAGGUCGCGAGAGCGAGAUGUACCAAGAAGCUGGCAAAUGGACAAACUGGCGCAAGUUCAAAAUCAUCCGCCGCAUCGACGAGUCCGACUCCGUCACCAGCUUCUACCUCGCACCCUCAGACGGCAAGCUGCCUCUGCCCAAGUACCUCCCCGGCCAGUACAUCUCGGUGCAGAUCCCGGUCCCGCAGCUCGGUGGCAUCACUCAACCAAGGCAGUACAGUCUCAGCGACGCCGCGACACAGGGCGAGCACUACCGCAUCAGCGUCAAGCGUGAGGCGACAGUGAUAGACGCACCAGACGACAACUUGAAGAAGGGUCUGGUCACUGGCCUCAUUUCCAACCUAUUGCACAAUGAAUACCAGGUCGGCGACGAGAUCGAUGUGUCGCAUCCGCAAGGUGACUUCUUCCUGGACGCAAGACAGGCCGACAAGACGGACGUGCCGCUGGUGCUACUCUCGGCGGGUGUGGGUGCCACGCCGCUCAUUUCGAUCCUUAACACGGUCCUGAGCCCGGAGUCCAAGACGCCGAACCGGCCGAUCAAGUGGGUGCACGCGGCACGCAACAGCAGUAACUUGGUAUUCGCCAAGCACAUCCGGAACCUGACGCGGGAGCGAGACAAUGUCAGCGCGCAUAUCUUCCUCAAUGAGGUCAAGCAAGGGGAUGAGAAGGGGCAGGAGUACGAUUACGAGCAACACCUCGACCUGAAGCAAUUACCAGAGGGGGAGCUCGGCCUCGCCGACAAGAGAACCGAGUACUAUGUCUGCGGGCCGAGGGAUUGGAUGCUCAAGGUGAGACUCGUGCUGGAGGGUUUGGGCGUCGCGAGGGAGAAAGUGAAGCUUGAGCUAUUCGCAACUGGUGACGUCGAGCAGUAG
Messenger RNA from Colletotrichum orchidophilum, 1275 nucleotides. Its product is annotated as globin. The record is from RefSeq and is a predicted model, not a curated record. Bases 1 to 1275 code for a protein of 424 amino acids. Lineage: Eukaryota; Fungi; Ascomycota; Sordariomycetes; Glomerellales; Glomerellaceae. Gene Ontology annotation, cellular component: intracellular anatomical structure. Gene Ontology annotation, molecular function: nitric oxide dioxygenase [NAD(P)H] activity; FAD binding; oxygen binding. Gene Ontology annotation, biological process: nitric oxide catabolic process; cellular response to nitrosative stress. The transcript has a single exon.